This is a messenger RNA of Epinephelus moara (kelp grouper), 8211 nucleotides long. It is a transcript of the gene fmr1, whose product is annotated as fragile X messenger ribonucleoprotein 1. Gene Ontology annotation, cellular component: dendritic filopodium; membrane; neuronal cell body. The record is from RefSeq and is a predicted model, not a curated record. NCBI's taxonomy places the organism in Eukaryota, Metazoa, Chordata, Actinopteri, Perciformes, Serranidae. Gene Ontology annotation, molecular function: translation regulator activity; protein homodimerization activity; mRNA 3'-UTR binding. The transcript is spliced from 15 exons. Gene Ontology annotation, biological process: regulation of alternative mRNA splicing, via spliceosome; negative regulation of translation; regulation of translation at postsynapse, modulating synaptic transmission. Bases 376 to 2196 code for a protein of 606 amino acids.
GAGACGUCACAUGGAGAGAUGCAACCAGCAGUAGCUGCUCCACCACUAAUCACACAUUAACAUAACUAGCUAGUGCAAGCUAACACAGCCUGCUACAUAACUCGCCUCUGAUUUAUCAUACAUCCGGAAUUGCAAAUCUGCAAGAAACAAACGCAAGAUUCAUAGACGGUGCAAAACGGGAAACAACAUUACGGUCACACACAUUUACCGUGGCCUCUUCCCGCAUCCAACUGGCAGGCUAUUUCGGCUAGCUAGCGAAGCCAACGAUAGCAAAAUCUGCCUUGGCUAGCGUCAGGCUAGCCAGCUAGCUAGCUAGCUAGCUACUAACGUCGCUAACGGUAGUUAGCUAGCUAGCGAGCUGUAGUAACUUGCGUCAUGGAUGAACUAGUCGUGGAAGUGAGGGGAACAAGUGGGGCCUUUUAUAAGGCCUUUGUGAAGGAUGUUCACGAAGGAUCAGUCACUGUGGCAUUUGAAAACAACUGGCAGCCAGAGCGUCAAAUCCCAUUCCAGGACGUGCGUUUUCCUCCACCAACAGGGUUCUGCAAGGAGAUAAAUGAGAGUGAUGAGGUCGAGGUAUAUUCCAGGGCUAAUGACAAGGAGCCAUGUGGAUGGUGGCUGGCCAAGGUUCGCAUGGUCAAAGGAGAGUUUUACGUAAUAGAGUACGCCGCAUGUGACGCUACAUUAAAUGAGAUAGUGACACUGGAGCGGUUACGGCCGGUCAACCCAAAUAAACCAGCCACCAAAACCACCUUCAUCAAGAUCAGACUGGAUGUACCUGAGGAUCUACGGCAGAUGUGCUCCAAGGAAUCAGCGCACAAGGACUUUAAAAAGGCUGUGGGAGCGUUUAAUGUCACCUACGACUCGGAGAAAAAGCAGCUGGUCAUUUUGUCUGUGAAUGAGGUCACAACAAAGCGGGCCAAUAUGAUGAGUGACAUGCACUUCAGGAGCCUCCGCACCAAACUGUCUCUCAUGCUGAGGAACGAAGAGGCCAACAGACAACUGGAGAGUUCCAGACAGUUGGCGUCACGGUUUCAUGAACAGUUUGCAGUCCGGGAUGAUCUAAUGGGUCUGGCCAUCGGGACUCAUGGGGCCAACAUACAGCAAGCACGUAAAGUCCCUGGAGUCACUAACAUAGACCUGGACGAGGAGACGUGCACCUUUCACAUAUACGGAGAGGACCAGGAUGCUGUCCGUAUGGCGAGGAGUUUCCUGGAGUUCUCUGAAGAUGUUAUCAAAGUUCCCCGGAACUUAGUAGGGAAGGUGAUAGGCAAAAACGGCAAACUGAUCCAGGAAGUGGUUGAUAAGUCUGGGGUGGUUCGGGUUCGUAUUGAGCCUGAGAAUGACAAAAAGCCCUCAGCAGCAGCAGCAGCGGCUGCAGAUGAGGGGAUGGUGCCAUUUGUAUUUGUUGGGACCAAGGAAAGCAUCUCCAAUGCUACAGUACUGCUGGACUAUCACCUCAACUACCUUAAGGAGGUGGAUCAGCUUCGUCUGGAGCGUCUUCAGAUCGACGAGCAGCUGAGACAGAUAGGAGGGGGAAGUGGAGGAGGAGGGACGGGACCCCGAAACCUUAAAGACAAAACCUACGUGUUCGAUAACGGCAUGGGGCUGGGGAUGGGGAGAGGAGCAGGAGGAGGCGGAGGAGGGAAACCCUAUGGAGGAGGGGGAGGAAGAGGUGGCAGAGGGCGAAGAGGAGGAGGUGCAGCUUUUGCCUCAGGCACCAACUCGGAGGCAUCCAAUGCUUCAGAGACAGAGUCAGACCACAGAGACGAGCUCAGCGAUUGGUCGCUGGCCCCCACCGAGGAGCUGAUGACAGGAGGAGGGACCCUGCCCAGACGGACAGAUGGGCGGAAGAGAGCGGGCGGAGGAGGGCCGCGGGGACGAGGAGGGAGAGGAAGAGGAGGGUAUAAAGGUGACGACAUGCAGUGGAGCGAGCCAAGACCUCGUCAUGUCAGAGAACCCAAGACAAGAGCGCAGGAAGACACUCUACAGAUCCGUGUGGACGGUAACAACGAGCGCAGCGUGCAGCACUCCUCAGGGGGGCGAGGAGGAGGAGGAGGAGGGCCUUCCUCAUCCCAGGGUGGCCUCAGUGCCAGCGGGGAGGGCCCGUCUCGCCAUCACCAUCAGAGACCCAUCAGAGACCGAGGGAUGAAGAAGGACAAACAGGACGCUCCUCCGCUGGUGAACGGAGUGUCGUAGAUACACCACUGGAGGACCUUCUCACUUAGACACACUCACAGGCAACUCGUCAUAAACCAUCGUAGAGUCUCUCUCGCUUUUUUCUUUCUCUGUCUUUGUCAAACACAUGAAUACACAUAUUUGAUCAGCAAGGAAGAGUUUACCGUAGUGAAGUCGUAGACCAGAGGCGAUCUGGUAUCUGCUGGUCUGCUCUGUGGAGCUCUUUGAGUGGACUGGUCUGGUUUGUUCUCGACUGUUCAGGUACCUCCUGCUCUUCUCUGGAGUGACAGAUAAAGGAAACUGCUUUUUGGACAGAAGGAAAAGAAGAGGAGGGAUUUAACUAAAGCUCAUCUCUCACAGAGGCAUCAAGCCCAAACAUGCUCCCCUACCCAACCAAGGCAAACAAUUGUUUGCUUGGUGUGUUUUUAUUUUGUUUGUUUUUUUGGAUCAACUUAAUUGGAGGGUUUCUUUUUUUCCCACGGCCCUGUUUGGACUUUAAUACAACAGAAAAAAAGAAAUCAAGGGAAUAAUUGGUUGACAAGGAAACACAAAGUCACAGCCACUUCAGACAGCAGGAUGAAAUAUGUGUUCCUGCUACACUUCAAACAUAUUUUUACUGCGGAUGUUUAUUGUAAAGAUCUGGUAGUGCACAGUUUAGGGGCUCAGUGUUUCCCACAGUAUGAGAAUUUAUUUUUGGUGUUCUAAAGCUCCAAAAUUGGACACUUGGGAGUCACCUGCAACACAACAUUGCAUUUAUGAUAUACUGUAACCAUACUGAGUAGAAUCAUUUAGCAUCUUUCUGGUGCAUCUCCGGAGAGACCUUUGAACUUAAUUGGUCAUUUCAAAAUACCAAAUCUUUCUCACUUUGUAUAUGGGAAACACGAGAGCUGUCAGGAUGGGUAAAAAUGUUUGUAGAGGGCACUUUUUUGUUGUAUUUUCUUUUUGUUUUUUUGGGAUAGUCAUUUGAACCCUGAUCACCAUGCUGACACUUGAGCAAGUCAAAGAGGAGUUCAAAGUGUCCAUGUUUUAGAAUGAAAUGCUCACAGGUAUGCAUGUGAAAAAAAUUUCCAACGAGUACUUAUCUCAUGGUUCAAGUCAUCUGUGUUAUUCUUUUAGUCUCGUGGAGCAUUAGACUAAGCAUGAAUUCAACAGCAUAUGAGACAUACCAAUGGGGAAACAUAAAUCUGAGGCACUCUGAUGCAAAUAAACUGUUAAAAAAGAUACUAACUCCCAGCAGUCUUCAACAGGGUACAAAAUGGCACGUACUGCUGUAACUUUUAAAAUUUACUGACCAGGAUUCAUGAGUUGGCCAACAGCGACUGGGCAUCGACAUUAAAAGCAAGAUGGGUGCAUUAAGCCUUACUGAAGCGUUCUGUCCAUUCAGUCCACCCGACUCUGUUCAACCAUCUCUGUGAACAGUGACCGGCUUUAAUUUAUGAAUCCAUUGCAAUGACUAUAAAAAAGAUGGACAGCGUGUCUCCACUUCCAUCUACAAUAUAAAAAUGAAGCCAAAACAGCACGGAUAUGACCCCUGCCAUCUUGCGCUGGUGAUGGCAUUUGGAGCCAGAUUCUGUGCGGUAGAGAUCUCCGCAGUAUCGAGUUCCCGCUGUCCAAACCAGUCGUGAAUAGCACCAUUGAAUGUGAGCACACCAGUUUCCACAUUCAGCUAUUAAACAUGACAUCACAACCUUUUUUUUUAUAGCAUAGAAUAACUAAUUAAAACCAGACUUAUCAUAAAAACGACCUCUUGAACAAACAGCCAAAAAUGACAGAAACCAUCUUUGGGAAAAGUUACUUUGAUGUGCAUUUUGAUAUUUUAGUUUGGUCCAUGUCACAUCUGCUUACAUGGAGGGGGCGGGGUAUAUGACUUGUACUGCAGCCAGCCACCAGGGGGCAAGGGGAUGUUUUAGCUUUACUUUGUGGAGCUGUCAUGACGUCCAUCUUCAUUAUUUAGUCUAGGGUCCAUUGAUUGCCCAUAUAAGCUGUAUAUGUGCACAGUAACACAAGAAAGCUCUCAGUGAGACUGGGAGCCAGUUAUUACAAAUACUGUUAAUAAGUUUAGAACAUAUAAAUGGCAGAAGAUUUGUGCUGCUCGAAGGGCGUUAGAGAGGGAAAAAAAUAGGCGGAGGAGUCCUGGGGUAAUACGUCCUCUAUGUGGAUUGGCCUUGAUACUUAAGGACUUGCACAAAAAAACUAGACCCACACUACCUACUGUAAAUCUCAUCACUGAUAUUCUAAAUUCAGCACAUCAUAGCCAGGAACAGGUGAAACCUGUUUCUUCACAUUGGUAUCCAGUCAUUAUAAAAGAAACAGUGAGUGAAGCCUUUCCUGCAGUCAUGAAUAAAAGCUUCAUGGUACAGUUAAUCCAGCUGUCCUGAUACAUUCAUGACAACAUCUCUGCAGUUGUUCUCAGCAGAACUGGACUCCUUUUUAAAAUGAUCCUCCCAGUACUUGUUUAUCUCGUUGGUGAAGACCUGUAUCCUGUAUCAAACUGAUGAAAGCUUUUUCAACCUCAGCAGUGAGAUAUUUCACAGAGAGGGCGUAGGCUGGGAGCUAAAAUUACUUUGGCCAGUUCCGCUUACAUUCAACAAAGCACUCUUGGAUGGAGGCCACUGAAAUUAGUCCAAUUAAUUUUAGCUUUCAGACAAACCUGAUCAGGUAGCAGGAUUUGAGGCGGCAGCUUUGUGACUUGAACUCCUGUCACCUGAUCACAUGAACUUUUCUUUAAUUUAUGAAACCUUUGUGUUUAUCCCUUUUUGUUAUGCAGUUAGUAAACCUGUUUGAAGUAUUAUUGUAGAGGAAACAUUCAUUGAGUUAUACCUUGAAAAAUAAAAAUUUGCUGUAAGUUUUAUUCUUCCUGGUUUUCCAACUUAUUCUGGGCCCAACCCUCUUACUUAAACUUUUUAUAUUAAUCUCUUUUAAUUUUGUUAUUUCCUCUUGGCUGGAGGAGGAAGGAGUCUGACUUCUGACCUUCAAUAUACUUUUUAUUACAACAAUUUGUAAUCUUUAUUAAACCACAAUAUCAGGCCCUGUUCCGCUGCCAUGCAGGGUGCAAUGCAUUUUUUACAUGCAUGAUUUGAACUGUGCAUUUCUCUGCAUUUUGCUGUUAAAUAGCAGGACUUUGCAUGUCACAUGACUAAAUUAAAGUAAUCGUGAAGUUAAAAGUUGAAGUUUUGAAUAUAAAAUCAGGUUAAAGAUGCAAGAUUUUGAUCCACAAGUCCAGUCUGCCACUCCUCGAGAUCAUAAUGAGGCUUUUAUUUUAUCUUAGUGCCUUGGGUAUAUGCUUCUCCAUGUCUGUGAAUUUGGUCCAUUCUGAAAAGCACCUGAUUGCUCUGAAAAGAUCAAAGCUUUUUAUACUAUAUGUCUAAACCCACUGUAACACCCCUUUCAUUUUUUUGAGGACAUAGGUGUUUCUUGCAUGGGUGAUUCCUUGACCUUAUAUGCAUUUUUAGAAACUAUUUGGGGAGGCACAGUGGUGUAAGAUGUUUCUGGCCAUUCAUUUUGUCCCAUAACACUUCCACUCGUCUAUCGUUGCUCCAAACUUGUCAGCCUCUGUGACACACCGAUGCAGACUUAAACAAAAAGAGACAGUCGUGUCAUCAAAUAGCUGAAAGUGACUUUGUUUAAACAGCGCAGGUGUUCAGACAUCAAACAGACAUCAGGCAAAACAAUGUGUUAACUUCAAGCUCUUAUCUCAAGGUGUUCCAACCUGCUGUUGGAUCAUCAUCAUCAUCAUCAUUACCACCACCAUCGAAAUAUAUAGGGAACACUUUAUGUGGGACGAAGGCCUUUGAAGAUCAUGUACAUUCUCAGCUGUCCUGAAUUGUACCCUGAAUUCAAACUGACUGCAGUAACCUAGAUGGGCUAGUGUAGAAAGUACUUGUGGAUUUAUGAUUGAACGCAGAUUGAUAAUAGCGUUAGUUUGAAUUAAAAAAAAAAAAAAACUGUUGAAAUGUGAGAAAGUCACUGUAAAACAAAAAAGCUAAGCAAAAAAAAAGUUUCUCGAAGUUUCUCUGUGCAUACGUCGGCUUAUCUUUUUAAGGACAAUGCGGCAUUAAAUCACAAUAUUGUAUCUCCUCACUGUAACAAGUCAAGUAACCAGCAGAAUAUUUGGACUAGUCGAUUAGCUGUGCUCUUCAGCUUCAGUGUUUCUACGUGCAAAUGUUGAGGAAUCAAAUAUUCACCAGGUUAAAUCUACUCAUUUAAUCAAUGUUAGCCUACAAGUUGUUUAGAAAUAACCUUGUAAAGUUAGCCUUUAAAUCUAGCUUCUCUCUUUGUGGUGCUCUUACAGGUUCGUUUUGACAGUUUGGAAAUCGGCUGUUUUGCUCUCUGGUGAAAAGUUAGAAAAGAAGAUUGACACCACAUUCCUUACAGAUAGACACGAGAUUGGUAUCAAUCUUCUCAUUGAAUUCUCUGCAAGAAAGCAAAAUGGCAUAUUUCCCAAAAUGUUGAACGAUUCCUUUCUAAAAUAGCAUUCUUUCGGAGCAUCGUCAGUGAGCAUAACAUUACUUUACAGUAGGUUGGAUCAACUUUUAACCAGACACACAAAAAAACCCACUGGACUUCAAAAUAUCCACUGUGCUCCAUUUUCAACAGAUGCUUAAAAUCUUGCGGUAAAAAAAACGAGAUUUAUACAUAAAGUAGGCUGACCUGUCAGCUAGAAAGCUGCGAAUGCUCAGAGAAACCUCACCAUAUUUUGUGUGACAUGUGCCUUUAAUUGUGGCUAGUAUCACAACCUAGACAUGUAAAUCAGGGAUGAUGAGACGUUGAUAAUGGACCAGAUGUGUAAAGGUGGCUACUUCCUGCCGUGACAUCGUUGAGUCACUGCGGGUCAUCGCUGGCAAAGCCGAGCAUUUCUGAGCUUCCUUUAAACUCAAGGUGUGGGUGUUAUUUGCGCCGGGGGUUUAGGCACACCAGGAAACUGCCUGCUUUAACCACCUGAUCCUUUUUAAACGCUGACGGUGUUGUAUCCUUGUACAGACGACAAACAUAAGCCCGUAGCUUAUGACCUGGUUCAACUGAUCUGGGAAAUGGAUUCAGUUACUUUUGUACCCCAGUGCAGUUCAUGACCUUGAGUGGCUACUUUGGCGCCUUUGGUUCUGUUCCAAAGGCAAAGACUGCCAUUUCUCCCUUUUUAAAAAUGUUACCUCGAGAUGCAAAAUAAUGUGACCCAGUGUAACUUUACCCCUUCGCUCUCUUUCCUUCUCAGAAAGUAACUGUUAUGAAGUAACUGAAAUGAUUUCAGAGGUUGAGCCAGGUCUUAUCUUUUACCAGAGAUCAGUGUACCUUUCUAGUCUUGCGAUGCAUGUUCAUCUUUAUUAUGGACUUUGGAGACUUUCAGUAGGUUCGGACACAUGUUCCAAAAAGACAUACAUAAGUUUAGUUUUUUUGUUUUGUUUUAAAUCAGUGUUACUUUGUCUCAGUUCUCCUUGACUUGAGUUCAGCUUGAGUAGCCAGUGAUGAGUUCUGACAACCAUCAACUUAGAGUCAGUGACACUUGGGGAACUUUUACCUUUUAGAAAAUGUCACAAGAAACGGUUAUGUAACAUGAGUAAUGAAUCAUGAAACAGGCUUUUUUUUUUGUUUUGUUUUGUUUUGUUUUUUGUUUUUUUGAUUAGAAGUCCAUCUUUCUUUUUCAGAAGUAUUAUUGGUGUCUCCAUUUCUCUCUCACUAAUCUGUUAGGACCUUUGCUUUCACUUGCCGUUCACACUGCAGCCAUGUUGCAUUUUUAUCCCGAUAAGCAUUCUCUGCAGUGCAUCGACACAUGGCUCAAGUGAAAGUAACCUCUAUAUUGUCAAUAGAGCAUCAGCAGUAUGGAGUUGCUUUGUAUUGUUUAAAAAAAUUGAAAAAAAAAGUGAUGGAAAAAAGAAGGGAGGGUGGCAAACUGUAUAUAAUGAUGUCAUUAUUUGUCUGAGAAAAGAUUUGUACUAUUGUUUCAAAUGUGCACUUAUCCUGAUAUUUUCUCUUUUUUUUGCUGUUUAAUAUCAGUCAAAUGCUAGAGCUCUUGAUAAUAAACUUAAUGAUGUGUGAAAAAAA